Desarmillaria tabescens is the source of this 1389-nucleotide messenger RNA. Its product is annotated as F-actin-capping protein subunit beta. Gene Ontology annotation, molecular function: actin filament binding. The record is from RefSeq and is a predicted model, not a curated record. Gene Ontology annotation, biological process: actin cytoskeleton organization; cell morphogenesis; barbed-end actin filament capping. Gene Ontology annotation, cellular component: F-actin capping protein complex; cytoplasm. The transcript is spliced from 7 exons. The coding region runs from base 254 to 1114 and encodes 286 amino acids. Lineage: Eukaryota; Fungi; Basidiomycota; Agaricomycetes; Agaricales; Physalacriaceae.
AGGGGAUUUGUGAGGUUAAUGGUAUUUAACCUAGGUUUUUAUGACUAUUGAAUUGCCCCAUGCUUAAACCUCAUUGCCCGCUGCAUUUGAGCCAUCCUUCAUGACACCUAAGUCGGGAGUCGGUAAGCGCCGGACCGGGGCCCGGAUAGUUUGUUUACGGUUGCUUGGAUAUGAGGGCGACACAGCUGCAGCGUCUUGUCCAGACGCAUCAUCUAAUCUUUGAACCAUACAACCUGGUAGGCGAUAGAACGAGAUGACCGACCUCGUCGAUUCUAUGCUGGAUCUCAUGCGACGGCUUCCACCAACUCGAACUGAAGAAAAUGUCAACGCCCUAAUUGGUAUCUGUCCUGACUAUGCCGACGAUUUGCUGGGCAGCGUAGAUCAACCUCUGCAGCUCAAGACGGAUCGUUCAGCAGGACGAGAAUAUCUCGCCUGUGACUAUAAUAGAGAUGGAGAGAGUCAUAGAUCGCCUUGGUCAAACGAGUAUGAUCCCCCUCUAGAAGAUGGCACUGUACCUACACCAAAGCUUCGUAAAUUGGAGAUAUCUGCGAACGAAGCGUUUGAUACGUACCGAGAGAUGUAUUAUGAAGGCGGCAUUUCGUCAGUAUAUUUGUGGGAUCUGGAUGAUGGAGGGUUCGCCGGAGUGGUAUUGUUGAAAAAAGUUAUGACGCCUGCCUCUCCGCAUGAACCGUCUGGAAGUUGGGACUCUAUUCAUGUAUUUGAAGCGGCAGAACGCGGACGGCAAGCUCACUAUAAAUUAACAUCUACCAUCAUGCUACAGCUUGUCACCCGCAAUGGGUCCGAUGCAGAAGACGCGCAGAAGAAGGAUGACAAGGCUACUGAUGGUUGGAAGCGCGACGGUGAAGUGAAUCUUAGCGGAAGUAUGACGCGCCAAACUGAGCAAGAUAUGGCUCUGCACGACCCAUCAUCUCAUAUCACAAACACAGGGAGAAUGAUUGAAGAUAUGGAGAUAAAAAUGCGCAAUCUGCUUCAAGAGGUGUACUUUGGGAAAACACGGGACAUUGUAUAUGAUCUGAGAAGCGUCGACGACUUGGAGAAAGCAAGAAAGCAACGGGAAUUACAGAAAGAGCUCGUCGGGUUCAUCAAACGGUGAUGUACUGAGGGUUAGCAUGGAUAGUGAUCUACAGGGGCGCGAUUCAACCGAGAGUUCGAAAAGCCGGUGUAGAAAAUGACGUACACUUGUUAAUUUGAUUUCAUCCAGAGGUCGGUUUUUGUUGUUGACCGGUCCUCGUUCCAUCGCGUCCAAUGCAGUGUCCGAACCAUCAAUCACUUUUCCAAAUAUCGUGUACUUGCCAUCAAGAUGGGCUUGCUUCGAGUAAGUUAUAAAAAAUUGCGACUUAUUUGUGUCUGGACCGGAAUUGGCCAUGG